This is a messenger RNA of Spirodela intermedia, 7385 nucleotides long. NCBI's taxonomy places the organism in Eukaryota, Viridiplantae, Streptophyta, Magnoliopsida, Alismatales, Araceae. The record is from the annotation of a GenBank genome assembly.
AUGUUAAGUUUAUCAUCAUUCUUAUUCAUUUAUUUGUUUUGUAAAAUCGAGUUUUUGUUGGAAGCCUUUAUGGUAUGCAAAUGCAUUUUACCUGAGAUUCAUUGAGCACUUUCAGUGAGAUGUGACAUAUUUUGCUAAGUUUAUAUAAGUCUGUUCAAUACAAAAACUCGUUGAAUAAUUGGAUCGCAUUUUAUCUGAAUGGUUAAAUAAAAGUUCUAUCAAAAUGUAGCCACACAAAGACCGCAUGUACACAGUCAAACUCACAUCCCAGGGUUCCCAAAGUUUGGUUUCAAAUUUGUGUUAGUGACAGGUACGCUUAUCUGCUUCAUGAUCUAGCAGCGAGAUCACAAUGUUUCUGUAAUUUUUGCGAUUAGAAAACGCUACAUUUGUCACACUUCUGGAUUAUCAUUCUCUCUGUGUUAUUCAUUUCAAAAACUUGUUUUUCUGGUGAGAUUGCAACAUGGUUCAAGUUCUACAGGUCAUAUGUCAGUGUAGGGUAUCAAUGAAUUUAUCUGCCUUUUAAUUUAUCUAUGCUUAUAUCAUUUUAAUGCAACUUCAGGUGGGGUCAAACUCGAAAAUCAGGCAUGACUGUCUUGGGAAAAGUUCCGAAACCUAUUAACUUGCCUAGCCAGAGGUAACUAGCUCUCUCAGGAUUAUACUGCCAUUAUGCUUUAACUGGGUCAUUUGAACUUAUGUUUCAUUAAGAAGUUCAUAUUCUGGCUUUUGAAGGUUGGAGAAUCAUGGCCUAGACCCAAAUGUGGAAAUAGUCCCCAAGUAAGUAUAGUGUAAUAUUAUUCUAUUCCCUCUUUCGAAGAGCUUUUUACUUUCUCGCUCUGUUCUAUUUGAUAUUUGUUGAAGUGACUGUAUGGCAUAACUUGUGUUGUUCUAUUAGGGGCACGCUUACUUGGGGUAGUCGCGCUUCAUUGGCUGGCCCAAAUGCAUGGGGCUCUUCAUCUUUGUCAUCUCCAAAUACAGAUGGAAGUACUAGCUCUCCAAACGGUCUUAGUGGUCGUCCAUCAUCUGGUGGAAGUUAUACCAGACCUUCAACCGCUACUAGUGAUAGAUCCCAUCAGGCUGUCUCCGGUGCUUGGAGUUCAAAUUCACGACCAUCUUCGGCUUCCGGCAUAUUGCCAUCAGAUCAGGCACCAGUUGUAGCCACACGUCCCCGAAGUGCUGAAACUCGUCAUGGUAGUUCCCAGCGCUCAUGUUUUGGAGAAUCUGUUCCAGAAGGUUCUGCAUGGGGGCCCUCAAGAAUCCCUGAGAAAUUGGUACUGUUUUCGUAUUCAAGUUCGACUGUUGUAUCAUAAUUCUUUCCCUAUUGAAUUAGGCUGUCAUCCAAAACUGUAUUGCAUCUGAUUUGAAAUAUUUCCUUAGCUGUAUGGAUUCGUUAUACUGAUCCAUCUCCUUGGUUAUCAUCAUUUUUUCCAUUGUAGGUAACUGCAUCGAAGCUCAACACCUUUAAUUUGAGUUCUGGGGAUUUUCCAACGCUGGGCUCUGAGAAGACUUCGAAGUCAAAUGUGCCACAGGAAGGUACACAUAUUUAUCUGUUCUUUGACACUAGUUUCAUGAAAGCUUUUUUGUCAAUUCAAAGCUUGUGUUGAGUCGCUUAAAUCGUUACUUUGUCUGCAGGAUGAUGUGUAUUGAUGAACUUAUCAGCUUUUUUCCUAUUGCUAGAGCGUGCAUUUUCUAAAUUUCUUUAGUUUUUUGAAAAAGAAUUAAGUCUGCGGAAAAUUUUAUAUGAUUUAUCUACGUUAAUGUAUGCAAACUCUUACUCUUUUUCAUUGUAAUGUAAAAAUGUUACAUGCGGCCUGUUUUAUAUGGCAUGUGAUUUACCUAUCACAUGAGAUUUGCUUUUUCUUUCGUUCUUGAAAUCUCUUUCUGGGAUAGAGAAAUAAGGAUAUGUUAUGCACACAAAAUUUCAUGCGGAUUUGCUCUUCAUCCGUGAUGACUAGCUUGAUUCAAAUUACAUUGUACAGAAAAUUUAUGAUCUUUCAGAUUGUCCCCUCCCCCCUCCCCAACAAUAAGAAGAAAAAAUAAAAAUGUGGAGCACCUUUAUUGUAUAUUCUGCAAUAAAAGGACGUUGUCCAAAAAAGUAUUACCAAAACGAAAUUCGUUUGAUUUCAGAUUUGCCAUCGAAUUUUCGUGGUAAAGAUUUUUAUUUAUUCAAAAUGAAACGUACGUGACAUUUAUGGAAAUUUACAGGACAUUCAAUGGUACACAUCCAAUAGGGAAAGCAUCUGUGUGGUAUUGGGAAACACUGGGUAGGGCCAUGAUAACAUUGCGUGGUUCAUUCCGUACUGUCAGAAACACCCCAUAAAUAUUCUCCACGUAAUGAUUAACCUGUUUGAAAGACCACUCAACAUUUCUGAGAAAUAUGUCGUUAUUAAAUUUUAGGGGGUCAUCUUAUGGAAACCAAUUGAAAAUGAAUAAAGUCAAGCCCAUCUACUAUAUAUAAUCACAGGCUUGUUUUUCUACUGCGGUGGCAGGUCUUUGGGGUUACUUUGUCUUUGUUGAAUGCCUUAUCUUUUAUUUCAUGAUUCUUCUCUUAUUUAGCAAGCAUUCUAUGCUGCAGGUGAUAGUUCUCAAGGGCGCCCUGCUUCUGCUUCCGGAAGAGUUACUGCAGAAAAGGAAACAGUCGAGUUCCUGCCUGUCGGUAGGUAUUAUUUGACUGUGUUCAUUUACCGUAGCUUUGUUUAGCAAUACAGCCACACGUCAUGGGGCUAUUGGGUGACAUCAAUAUGCUCCCACAUAUUGAUGUAAUAAGCCAAUUGAUGAAAUCUUUCGUUUCCUUUAUUCUCUUUAAUGUUAUAUCUCUUUGAUUUCCAGGUAAUGAGAUUUUGAGCAAGGGCAAUGUGAAUGCGUGGAGAAAUGAUAAUUCUCCUCAUGUGGGUGGUGGUACACCGCAGAACAGUGACAAUUGGAAAAGAGAUCAGCAACAGAUGCAGCCAUAUCAAAAUACGAAUAGUCUGCCUCCGUACCAGUUUGAUUCUUGGCAUGGGACACCAAUGGCAAAUUCUCCCGAUGGAAUUUGGUAUAGAGGCCCCCCUCCAGGUGGGAUGUUUAGACCAGGCGGGCCUGGCAGUUAUCCAGUUGAUCCGUAUGCUUUCUACCCACAGCUACCGAUGAGGCCGUUGUCCAACCCACAGGCUGGUCCUGGACAUGGAAAUGUGAUGGCUUCUUAUGGGCCUAUGAAUGGGCCGCCCUAUCAUCCUCACCCACCUGAUUCGCACAUGGCAAUGCACCGCCCUCUCAGCCCUAGGAGGCCAGACGUUUAUCCUGGUCGUGCACAUAAUGACAGCCACUAUAGCCCUCCAAGCUUUAGCAAUGUCAGUGAACGGGAUGGACCUGUGUUAGGAAUGGCUCCUCUUCAAUCAACGCUCUACAACCAACACCCAGGUCAAAAGUCAAAGGGGGACAUCGGAGACCUCCAUGAAGCGCCUUUUUAUAAUGCUCCUCCAAGGGCUGGUAAAGAAGUUGACGACGGUCAUCCUCAUGACAGUCACAGACCACGGUUCAAGGUUCUAUUAAAACAGCAUGAUAGAUGGAAAGACAAUGAUUCAGUAGAGAAGAAAGAUCAGUCUGUAACAUCAGGUGCGUCACAGUUAGAAAUAAAGGAUCAUUCACUAGCUCCUGAACCAGCUCUUCAAGAAGGUGAUAAGGAUGAGACUGCUAAGAUGGCACCUGGAGUUGCUCAUCAGUCUGACAAGGAAUCCAGAAUUCAUCCGUCGAUUCCGGCUAUUCAAAAUAAGAUCGUCCCUUCGAUUAAAUCUGAAACAGUUGCUGAUCGUCACGCGAAUGCUUCUGGUCAAGGAGAAGAUCCAAAGAGAUGGCCUGUUAAGAAGAGUUCCGCUUUGAUUGAAAAGAUUGAGAGUUUGAAUAAUAAAGCUCGAGUUGUGGAUGGUCGGUCUGCAGUCCCUGGUGCUGUCAAGGAGGAUAGAGAAAAGCCUUUUAAGAACGUAAACAACAAGGCAGAUACGACUCAAGUGACUGAUACGGUUCCUGCUGUGCCUGAGAAAUCUUCUACUGAUCCUGUUUUGGAAAAUUUAGUGAGUGUGGGUGAUGCAAUUCCGGCACCACCUGCUUGUGUUAAAGCACGAUCAGGGGCAUCUGAAGUGCAUGCUCCUUCGGCCAGUCUGUUGGGUCCUGUAGUUGGAUCAACUGCUCAUUCACAGGUUCACCGAAAGUCUCACAACCAACAGAAUAGAAUGGAUCACCAUUCAAAAUCGAGGUUCAAUGGCAAGAAUGGUGAAGAAUGGAAGAACAAAUCUCCUGGAUCCUCAGUGAUAGAUAAUACAGAGAACUCUCCAGAGGCAAGGGUAGAAGAUCACCGGCCUUGUCAGGAUGUAACGGAGAAGAAAGAGUUGCAUGACACGAAAAUAAACGAGAAGGCAUUUAUUGUGUCGUCAAUGGAUUCGGUUGAUCUUAAAGCUCAGGUGUGAGAUGCAGAUUUUUUAUUAGGUUUUUGAUUCAUUGUUAUGAAAGCUUUUACUUAUUCUAAUAAGCAUGCUCGUGUUCAUACUGACAGUUUGAGUUUAUGGAAUCUCCAUUGCUGAAUAACUCACGUAGGGAAUGUCAUGCUUUAUAUUUCCUUCAUUUCCGGUGUUCCUUGAUUUACGUAGGGGAGAGAGAGAGAGAGAGAGAGAGAGAGAGAGAGAGAUUGUCCUUAGUUCCCUGAUUUCCAGUGUUGCCUUUGGCCUCAAUGAUUUUGAUGGUGGAAGAGUUGAUAAACACAUACGUUUAGUGGUUAUAGAUUUAAUUUACUUUCGUAGGAUAACGGUGCUGUUUCAAUAUUUUUAAUUUCCUGCAGCUUCUUCUGGAAUAAAUGUUUAAUUUUCCUUGUUUUCUUGGGCUUAUUUUCUAGCUUGUGUUUAAUAUUUUAUUAGACAACUCUACUAAUGCCCGAAUGCUUCUGCCAGCACGCUAGAAUGAAGGAGAUUGCCAGACAACGUGCAAAGCAACUGCAGAAGGAGGAGGAAGAGCGAAUAAGAGAGCAGAAGGCUAGGGCGCUAGCGAAGCUGGAAGAAUUAAACAGGAGGACUGCAGCAGAAAGCUCCAAUCAGCCACUACAUCAUGCUCCUUCCACUGAAACCCAGCCUCACCAGGACAUGACUAAAUGCCCCGAUUCUAAGCACAGCACUGCUGAUGACAAGGCCCCAGUCCGUCUCUCUGAUCCAGCUAAUGCUGCGGUGCCGCCAAAGACCCAUCAUAAAGUGAAGACACUUGGAUCGCCAAAGGAGGGCGUCGUCGUUGUACCCGAGGAACCUGUGGAUUCAUCUUCCCAGACUGUCUCUCAGUCGGUCACUCGUGACAACCCACCUGCGUCUGAGGUGCCAGCUGCUGUUGAGGCUCAAAGCGAUCCCCAGUUCCAGCAUAACGGCCCCUCGAAGCAGAAACAGACGCUCCAGAGGAGGCGGCACCACAAUCUGGAAGAAAAGCACGUAUCUGAGAAGGAUAUCUCCGAUGGCGUCUUGGUCGGUUCCAUCGUCGUGAGUUCGAAGCAUCUCACUGAAUCUGCCAUUCCUGGUGGUUCGACCGGUGUGGAGGCGCCAGCUGCGGAGAAAGACGUGGAUGAAUCUUUAACCCACCACAAGAAGAGGAACAGUAGAAUCAUGAGGAAUAGAAGCAAGCCAGAGGAGGCUCCUUCAAGCAUCGUCUCAAAACCGUCGCAGAAGGCCCCCGAGAAGGGUCCAGCUGUUGAGGAAGGUAGACCCAAGCCCUCGGAAGCACCAGCUAAGGAUGGUGCGGUUCAGCAGGAAGGCCCUGAUGGUGCUGCAGUCAGGGUUCAAAAGUCUGCGGGAGCGCUGCCGACUGCGCCCCCCAACCAGGUCUUUUCCCGAGCGACAGAAGAAGCCCCUCCUAAGUCAACGCUGCAGUGGAAGCCUCAGCAUCCGAGGAAAAUCACGAGGAACCCACAGGCAGCGAGACCGGCAGAUAAGUUCCACGGAGCCGAGGCAGUCGUCUGGGCGCCAGUGAAGUCAACGGGCAAGAAAGAGCUGGCCGAGGAAGCGCAGAUUGUGGCUGACGAAGCGAUCUCCGACCCUUCUGCUAAAAGCAGCAGCGACGUGGAGCACAACCUGAAGUUCAAGAGGGCAGAGAUGGAGAGGUACGUUCCCAAGCCCAUAGCCCAAGAACUCCUCUCUCAGCAGAUGCCGGCCACCUCUCAUCAUCAGCCAGCACCAUCUGCUCCAAAAGCUCCAAUCAGCUCGCAGGGAGCUGCAAGCAGUGGAACGGGUCAUUCAGCGAAUCUAAAAGCGGAACCUAGUGGAGAUACUACGGGCAGGGAGAGCACCAAACCCAGCAAGAACAGUAAAGCGCACGCAUCAUGGCGCCGACGGGUCCCGCCGGAGCUUCCCUCUCCCUUGUUAGGCUCCUCCCUCAAAAGCUCAUCCUUCUCCAACUCCAAGAACAAUGCCGAGGAGGAACAGGGUGAUCCGCAGAAAGAGCAAGCGAAAUCUUCGGAUGAUGGCUGGAAGGUGGAUCGUCACCAAGUGGUGGUACAGAGUGAGCCCGUGACUGCUGCAGCUGGUGUAGAGAAGGAUUCUGCGAGGUUGGGCAGAGGAAGGAGGCCACCGUUCCGUGGUCACAAGGUCGUCGCCAGUGGCGGUGGGACCAGAGAGAAUUGGGAGCCCGCUUCCCAUGGGAGGACUGACAGGGCUGUGGGGCAGCUGAUAACCAUAGAAUCAGAUGAAACUUCUGGGAGGAGGGUCGUCAGACAUGAGAGCGACCACCCGAGGUCUCACUGGCAGCUGAAGUCACAGCACAAUUCCUCGUCUGACCCGGAAACCAGGGGUGGAGGUGGAGCGCAGAAAGUCUUCUCCCAAGUCAACGGACCCGACAGUGAAUCCUCCCUGCCUGGAGGGAGCAGCCAUCCUCAACCACCCGUCGAGAAUAAGAUCUCCCCAGCAGCAGCAAUCCCUGUUUCUGCAGAAGCAAGAACUGCGAGAAGGCAUGCAGAGAGAAGAGAGAGGAGGGCCGGAGAAGAGCCCUCCCCGAGGGCCUCAUCGGCAGCAGCAGCAGCCGCCACAGGCCUAGCGCCAGUGGACCCAGAGGCCAAGCAUGAACCCGUUUCGUCGGUACCCCAUCGCCGUGGGCAGCAGCAGCAGAAAGGCUGGGCCGCCACCACCGCCCAGCACGAGGCCGGCACCGAGCAAGAGGGCGGCGGCAAGCACAGCCGUUCUGUGAAUGCCGACAGGCGCAAGCUAUAUCUGCGAUCUGGGUACAGUAAACAGGAGUCGUCAUCCCAGCACAGUAGUAGCUCCGGCAGUGUCCCGGAAUCCGGCGCCAGGGCAGCAGGGAAGUACAGGGAACGGGCCGCCCACCAUCAUAGUCAACCGAGGCAUCAUGUUGCCCACCUGCAAAUCCCGAUCAGCGGGCAACCGCAGUGA